GCUUGAUCUAUAAUUUCAUGUGACGUCUUCACGUCUCCUCGAACAAAUUUAGAUUAAUAUAAUUACAUAUAUUAAACUGAUUAGUAAAUAAUUACAAAAAACCAUUAUACAAAUUUGUUUGAUGGUCAAAAGAUUCAUAACUAGAAUAACAAGGUUUUUUUCAGCGCUGUAUCAUUGGUUUAAAAAUCUUUUCGACAGAAAAUCCGAUUCUGAUAAUUUAAACGUUAAACUAACCAAUUUCAAAGAUAUUGAACUUGGUAAGCAGGAUAGCAUAAGCACAGACUGCAGCAUUAGUAACAAAAAUCAUAUGGAAAAUUAUAUGACAAUGGAGUACGAAUUUGAAGAAACAUACGACUCUGAGUUUCCAAAACUCCCCAAAAAUUCUCAGGACAACUUCGAAAACUCAGAAUCAAACAGCGACAUCGUCGAUGUAGCCGAGCAAAUUCAUGAAAUGGAGGAACUGAUGUCAGAAGAUACCGGAAGCACUCCAGCAUCAGAAGCACCAGAAGCAUCAGAAGCUUCAGAAGAAUCAGAAGGGUCAUCUGAACGUGGUGUUGAAGAAUCAUCUGAACGUGGUGUUGAAGAAUCAUUGGACGUACACGAGACACCAGAGGACGACGUUGAGGAAUCAAAACCAGAGGCUGAUGAGUCAUCUGAGGACGAUGAAGAGUACGGAGUUGAUAUGAGAAGUGUAGAGGAGGCAAUGAAGUCCAUGGAAGUCCAAGAACUCCAGCUACCAAAGGGUUCAGUUGGAGCUCCAACGGAGAAACCCGUAAGGAAGUUAAAGACCGAGAAACUCAACUGGGAGCCGAAAGCCUCAGUACCCAAGUACUCAAUGACUUUAAACAGCAAACUCCUUAAGGAAGACGGCGUUAAAACCUCAGUGACCACAAGGGGUAAGGGACUUGCAAUGGUCCAGAAAAUCACUGAGAUAAACCAGACCAAGGUCAAGAGCGCCAAGGAGCAGUUCAAAAAGGAGCUCGAAGAGAAAAGAGCAGCUGAGUUUGAGGCCAGAGCCAAGAUUGUUGAGGCUGAGAGAAAAAGGGUUGCGGAAGCCAAGAAAAAGCUUGAGAUGAAAGCCCUGAAAACUAAGCAAGAGGCUUUGGAAAGGUACAAACGUGAAAAGGAAGAAAAAGUCAAAAUAAGGAGCGAAAACGAGGCUGUGAAGGAAAAAAUUUUAAAAGCUAAAGUUGAUGCCAUUAUCAGCAGCAAAAAAUAA
Molecule: messenger RNA, 1219 nt
Organism: Theileria parva strain Muguga
Lineage: Eukaryota; Apicomplexa; Aconoidasida; Piroplasmida; Theileriidae
Exons: 1
Coding region: 122-1219 (365 amino acids)
Source: RefSeq, a predicted model, not a curated record